AUGUUAGAGUUGCUUGAAGAGAUGCCAAAUGGAGUUCCACCUGAAAAAGUGAGAAAUUACAUCUAUCAGUUAAUCAAAGCAAUUCACUGGUGCCAUAAAAAUGACAUUGUUCACAGAGAUAUCAAGCCAGAAAACCUGCUGAUCAGCCAUGAAGAUGUUCUGAAGCUAUGUGACUUUGGAUUUGCUCGGAACCUCUCUGAAGGCAGCAAUGCAAACUACACAGAGUAUGUGGCCACCAGGUGGUAUCGUUCACCAGAACUGCUACUUGGUGCACCAUAUGGAAAGGCUGUUGACAUGUGGUCUGUGGGCUGUAUUCUUGGCGAACUUAGCGAUGGACAACCACUUUUCCCAGGCGAGAGUGAAAUUGACCAGCUGUUUACAAUCCAGAAAGUUCUUGGUCCUUUGCCACCAGAACAAAUGAAGCUUUUCUACAGCAAUUCACGAUUUCAUGGAUUAAGGUUUCCUGCUGUUACUCAUCCCCAGAGUCUGGAGAGGAGGUACUUGGGGAUUAUAAGUGGAAGUUUGCUAGACAUUAUGAAGAAUCUUUUGAAACUUAAUCCAUCUGAACGAUACUUAACAGAACAAUGCUUGAACCACCCGGCAUUUCAGGCUCAGAGGUUAAUGGAGCGUUCUGGAUCAUCACCCUGUCGUUCUUCGAAGAGGAAACCAUAUCAUGGUGAUAAUACUUCCUCUAGCAGGAAUCAGCCCAGCAAAACUGGAGGUGCGCAGUCCCAUCACCGCUCAAGCAACAAGGAUAUGCAGACACUUGGGAUUAGUCCACAGAGAGCUGAAGAUGGUCUUCUACCGAGUGAGAGUUUUAUUAAUGGAAAUAUGCCUGCAGCUUCCAUCAGCCCAACACUGCACACAAAAAACUACCAGCCUACUAGUCGCAGUACAGCAAGCAGCAAAGACCUCAGCAACAACAAUUUACCAAGUCUUCUCAGCCCUAAGGAACCCAAGUCUAAAACGGAAUUUGAUUUCAGUCUGGAUCAGAAGGGCUCUGAUGGACCUGGUGCAAAAUAUUUGAAGUCCAACACUCGAAAUCAACAGAGCAGACACUCGUUUAAGGAAGGCAAGAUUUCUACUCUUCAGUCAAGUGAGAAACAUGCUCGUCACAGCUAUAUGGAGUCUGCUGCAAGUUCUCUGCCUCAGACUUCAAAGAGCAAUUUAUCUUACUUAACACUAACAAAAGGACAUGGAGCUCUGAGUGACUCAAAAUCAGUAGGUAAUCUCAGUGAAACAAGAGCACAAAUGGAUGAUCCUAACUCCAGGUUUUUCCCGUCUAGUUGUAUGGAUUUGAAUUCACCAACUAGUCCAACAGCACCUCGUCAUAGUGAUAAUAGAACAUUGCUUAGUCCAUCUGGUAGAACUAAUCGAAUGGAUAACAGCCUUGAAACCCGUAGGCCACCAAGACAUUCCAAAACGAUGGAGGAAAUGAAAGUGCCUGUAGAGCAUGUGGAAGGCAGUCAUUCACAUUCUAUGUCAGCCCCUCAUGAGUCUUUUCCUUAUGGACUGGGUUAUACAAGUCCUUUCUCUUCACAACAGCGCCCUCAUAGACACUCAAUGUAUGUAACUCGGGAGAGGCCAAGGGUACAAGGUUCAGAGGGCAGUUUAACUGUAGGAAUGCAAACAAGAGCAAGCAGUUUACAGCUGCUGUCUCCCCAGGUUCAGCAUAGGACGCUCAGCAGACAUUCAGCAGGAUCAUCACGAGAAGAUUGCACUGACGACUUGGGAAGGAGUGAUCAAUCUUCAACAGACAUGACCUUAUCAAGACCUUCAGUGAAGGAUUCCACUAGAGAGAAUGCAGGAUUUCACUCGCGUCAGAAAUCUGAGUCUGGAAUAUAUGAUCCUCACCCAGAAGAUGGAACAUCUGCAAAAGAAAACAGACAUGUGUUUCCUGAUACAGUCCCUAGAAGAGUUGGAAGCUUCUACAGAGUUCCUUCUCCUCGACCGGAAGGCACAUUCCAUGACAGCUCAGUAUCUCCACGAGGAUCUGUGUUACCAGUAGACAGUGGUGCUCUGAGCAACCACUCAAAAAGGCAGACAACGUUUGACUCAUGGAAUAAUUCUGAGAAUGUUAAUCUUGGCAGCCCUACUGAACCAAUUAAAGGGAAAGAAAAGCAAGGUUUCUUUAGAGCAAUAAAGAAAAAGAAGAAGAAAUCUCAAACGGCUGACUCCAGCGAUGUAGAGAAUCCAAGCAUCAAGAAAAGUCUGUUUCCUCUUUUUAAUUCAAAGAAUCAUUUAAAACAUAGCUCUUCUCUGAAAAAGGCUCCUGUAGUCAAUCUGCCCAUGAUACCCAGCAGUGACAGUGAAAAUCGUCUGGUAUUGCAGAAAGCUAUGCGUUCUGCUAAUCAAAGCAGCCGACAGAAAGACUGGCAUCCUGAGAAGAUGGCAGAAGUUCAGACUCAGAGUCAACCAUUGAAAUCUCUUCGAAAGCUUCUCCACCUUCCUACUUCAUCAAACCACACAUCUCACUCAGAACUGCGUUUUCAGUCACUGCCAAACCAGCCAACCAAAGCGUCCUUCACCGAAGGGAGAAUCCACCCCGUGGGCCCACCACACAGCAGUACUGUACGUCAAGAACCACAAGCAAAAAUCAGACAGCCAUUCCAACUGCCAGGUCAGAUAGAGACAGGGUGGCAUGUUCCUCCAGUGAACCGUAGUGGCAAUGAUGCAGCUGUCUUUCCUGACCAGAUAGCCACCAAGACUGGUCAAAAUAGCCAUGGCUUUAACAGAACAGGUCGCUCAAGAAUGCCAAAUCUAAAUGAUUUAAAAGAAACUGCACUUUAGUGAUUCUGCAGCUGCUAAAUCCAUAGUUUCUUCAUUGUAGCAGCACUGAGUUCUGGUUGGACAAUAAUCUCUAACAGUAUUGCAGUUUUCUUGGUUUUAAAGUACAUCCCAGAAGCCAACAGUUAAGUGUGAAGCUUAACCAGAAGUUGAAAAGCAGUACAUUUUUGUGUUCCACUUGAUAUGAUUCCAGAUUCUCCUGGAAGAAUUGUAUUGUGCAAGUUGGUACACUGGUUUUAAAACUGGUGAAAACUGACCUUUAAUAUGUUUAAAACUUGAUACAGAUUAUAUAGAAAAUAUAUAAACUAUUUAUAUAACUUGUGUCCUCAUUUUUGUAUAUUGAAAUGUUUUAUUUUCUGGCAUGUGUUCUAUCAUCUGCUAUUGUACUUGUAUAUUGUCACUGUACAUAUGAGUCACUAUGUUGAUUUACCUUGUGGCUACUCUAAUUAAAGGCAUGGAAUUUGUUAAUUUUUACUAAGCACAAUGUAUUUUUGGAUGGACCUUCCAAGACAUGUCUUUAUUAAAAAUGCAAUUUUUGCACUAGA
Protopterus annectens (West African lungfish) is the source of this 3332-nucleotide messenger RNA. It is a transcript of the gene CDKL5, whose product is annotated as cyclin dependent kinase like 5. Gene Ontology annotation, biological process: intracellular signal transduction; protein phosphorylation. The coding region runs from base 1 to 2790 and encodes 929 amino acids. Gene Ontology annotation, molecular function: MAP kinase activity; ATP binding. Lineage: Eukaryota; Metazoa; Chordata; Ceratodontiformes; Protopteridae. The record is from RefSeq and is a predicted model, not a curated record. Gene Ontology annotation, cellular component: nucleus; cytoplasm. The transcript is spliced from 15 exons.